This is a messenger RNA of Poecile atricapillus (Black-capped chickadee), 4475 nucleotides long. It is a transcript of the gene RAB37, whose product is annotated as RAB37, member RAS oncogene family. The record is from RefSeq and is a predicted model, not a curated record. Gene Ontology annotation, biological process: protein localization to plasma membrane; regulation of exocytosis; neurotransmitter receptor transport to postsynaptic membrane. Bases 2317 to 3030 code for a protein of 237 amino acids. Gene Ontology annotation, molecular function: GTPase activity; GTP binding. Gene Ontology annotation, cellular component: dendritic spine; synaptic vesicle; trans-Golgi network transport vesicle. Lineage: Eukaryota; Metazoa; Chordata; Aves; Passeriformes; Paridae. The transcript is spliced from 10 exons.
GAGGCUCCCCUGCAUAUUGGGGAGGUACUGAAGCACCUUCAGGGUGGAGAUAAAGGACUGAGGUGUCACAGGAUGGAGCAAGGCUGCUGGAGCUGCAAAAACACAAACCAAGCAGGGGAAAACCAGAUGCAGCCGAGUGUAGCAGAUGGAUGCAGAGAGUGGGGAGGUUUAGUCCCAGCAGCUUUCUGGCUCAUCCCUGCAUCCUCAGAGGUGACAGGGGACCAGUAACAGAGGGGACACUCUGUGUUUGCCAGGACUGCAUCUUCAGGAGCACCCCUGUCAUGAAAGACAAAGCCCAAACCACUUCUAAGCGAGAAGCCUGGUAGCAGAGUGUUUAUUUUAACUCAUGUCCUGUGAAAGGGUUGAAAGUGCUUCAGUUUCCUCAAAGGAUAGGAAUGUUUAUCAGUGGCUCUGCAAACAAAACCCAGAUACCAGCAGAGCUCAGGGAGGGGUUCUGUUUGCACUUAGGUCAGGGAUUUUGAGGGACAUGAGCAGGAGCAGAAGGGAAGAUGAGCUCCCCAGGGAUGUGGCAUGGGUACCAGGGCCGUGGGCUGGCAAGGAAGCUGCUCCAUGUGGGAGCUGCUUAAGAUGUGAUGGCUCUGACACCAGCACGGCUCCCUUGUCCCUUCUGCUCAGGGAUGGCAGCGGUUGGGGGCUUCCCGUGGAGGCUGGAGAAGCAGAGGGACUCCAUGACUUCAAACCUGUCAUUUUGCAGCAGGGAAUGCUGUGAGUCCACAACAUUAAGUCAGCACAAAGCCAGCCCAGUGACCCAGCAAGGUUGCCUGGCUGUGGCAGCAGCUGUGUGCAGCAGCUGCAGGAGAUGCUAUCUUUGCUAAAUAGUUUUGAACUUAAUCCAGUGACUCCAAAGUCCUCCCAAAGAGGUUUUCCAACAGGCCUAUGUGAGCCAAGGCUGCUACUGCCCAGCAGCUUCCCAAGCUGGGGUAGGAGCAUCUCUCCUGCUCACUCUCCAUGACAAGGCUGUGCUUUACUUUCCCUCCCAUCUCUCCUCUCUUGGACAGGGCACAGUGCGUUUCAGGCCUAAAGCUCAUCCCACAGCACAUUUCAUUAAUUACAGAGAUGGACAAAGGGGUGGGAAUUCCUCUCUAGACAAGUGGCAGAACCAAACGUGACAGAUCUGGGGGCUGGGUGGGUCCUUUUUGAUCCGGCUGCAUUUGCUGCCACAUCCCCCCAGCACACCUACCCAAGUGUGUGCCCCUCAGCUCCCCCAUCACCUGUACCUGCACUGAUGCCUCUUUUUCUGGUCCUUGCAGACAAUCCUAGUUGGAGACAGCGGUGUGGGGAAGACGUCUCUGCUGGUCCAGUUUGACCAGGGCAAGUUCAUUCCUGGCUCCUUCUCUGCCACCGUGGGCAUUGGGUUUACGCAAAUUCCAGUGUGUGGAAGUGAUGCUCAGCCAGGCAUUUUUCCUGCCUAGACAACACUCUGAGCUCCAGCAUGGUUUGCCAUAUCCUUCCAGCCCCCUCCCCAUCUUGCUGCAGGGAAGCUCAGCCACUUCCAGGAGCUCUGACUGCCUCCAGCCUCCAUCUCUGGGCACUUUCCUGGCCAAAGAGCACACAUAAACCAUAAAUCCCCCUGCUGGGUCUGAACGCAGUUACAGGACUGGAAAUACAGGUUCUAUUUCCCAGGGGGCAGAGGAAGGCUUGGCUGGUGCAGGAGUCGGCAGCCCUAGAAGGCACGGACAUGGAUGCCAUUCCAGAGGGCAUCUCUGCCACUGAACCUCCUGCAGCCACACCUGGCCUUCACCUGGAGAGCAGCGGGGUCACAGCUCUGCGCUGGAGCCCUGCAUCCCAGAAUCCCAGUGGUGUGAGCAGGGAUGGGGGAUGCCCUGAGAUUAGCCCAGAUGUGGGAGAGAUGAGAUAUUCCAGGGAAGAUAGAUCAGAGAGGGCUCAGGGCUCCUGUACAUGAAGUGAUGCCUGUAAAGGCUGAAGACCUUGGGCAGCUAUAGUGCAUGGACUCGUAUGGGGUUUUAUGGGAUGGGGUUUUGGGUAACACAACCCUAACCCUCUUCCCACCGCUGUGUCCGGGGGGAUGUGCCGGGGCUCUGCCCGCCGUCCAGCGCAGCCGAGCCGCUAGCAAACCCCAGCACCGCGGGGGCCCCGGUGUGGGGUGCAGUGGGGCAGGUUUCCACCCUUCAGACUCUUCCUCCUCAUCCCGUGCCCGGGCUGGGCAGGGAAGCGGCCGGGGAACGGCCUCGGGGGUGGCAUCGGCCGGGGAGGAGGAGGAGGAAGAGGAGGAGGAAGGCGGGUGGGGCAGCGGCUCCUGCUGGCCCCGCGGCGCCGGGACCCGGCGGACGGACCAUGGGCGGCCCUGAUGGGACGGAGGGGAGCGAGACCCCGGAGGGGAGCGGGGAACCCCCGAGGAGCAGCGGGGAACCCCCGAGGAGCAGCGGAGAUCCUUUGGCGCUACCCCAGGACUACGAACUGUCCGGCAAGGUGAUGUUACUUGGAGACUCGGGCGUGGGGAAAACCUGCUUCCUGCUCCGCUUCAAAGACGGGGCUUUUCUCUCCGGGACGUUCAUAGCCACCGUGGGCAUAGAUUUCCGGAACAAAGUGGUGGUCGUGGAUGGUGUGAAGGUGAAGUUGCAGAUCUGGGACACAGCAGGACAGGAACGUUUCCGCAGCGUCACCCAUGCCUACUACCGAGAUGCCCAAGCCCUGCUCCUGCUCUACGACAUCACCAGCAAGAUGUCCUUCGACAACAUCCGUGCCUGGCUGACGGAGAUCCAUGAGUAUGCCCAGAAGGACGUGGUCAUCAUGUUGCUGGGCAAUAAGGCUGAUGUGAGCAGUGAGAGGGCUGUGAGGACAGAGGAUGGAGCAUCACUGGCCAGGGAGUAUGGAGUGCCUUUCAUGGAGACGAGUGCCAAGACAGGCAUGAACGUGGAGCUGGCCUUCCUGGCCAUUGCCAAGGAGCUGAAGCAGCGUGCGGUGCAGUCACUGGAUGAGCCCCGCUUCCAGAUCCAUGAUUACAUCGAGUCACAGAAGAAGAAAUCCAGCUGCUGUGCCUUCUCCUGAGGGUAGCCCAGAGGAGCUGGCAGGCCUGGGGGCCCAGGCAGGAGGCAGAGCAAGGCCCAGUCCUGCCCUCAAACACUGGAGGGAACCAAGCUCUGACAAGCCAAGGUGGAUGGGGCAGUACAGUGGAGCAGAGUGCAUGAGGAGAGCCCUUGUCCUGAUGCCAAGAUUCAAAUCCUGCUGCCCUGCAGAGCAAUGACCUGUGUGCCACUGUGGAAAUCACUAUGGUGUGGUGACUGCCAGCCUGGGCAGCGAGCCGUGGUGAUCCAUCACCUCCAUCACAUGAGCAGGGUGCAGGACACAGCCACACACUUCACCGAGGGACCCUUGGAGUGGCUGGAGGGGCUGUGCCAUGGAUGAGCCCCCUUGUAGCCCCCGGUCCUGUCCUCCCCUGCAGCUAUUCCUGCUCACAGCACUGCUGUUGUUCAACUGGAAGGGCCUGGUCCAGUCCCUGUGUCCCUGGUGCUGCCAGGCUCUGGCUUCCCUCCAAGGAACCUCAACUCUGCCCCCCUGGGCUGCCCUACACCCUGAUGUCCACACUCACUGGGCUGUGGCUCUUCAUUUCUGCAGUUGUUGCCAAUGGCUUUUAUCCUCCUGCCACCACAAAGGCAAUGAUGUCCCCAUUGUAUCCUGGCGCUGCUUGAGGGAAAGGCUGGAAGGGUCCAGCCAAACCUGCUCCCUGCCCACACAGCUGAUGUGAGAAGUAAAAUUCCCCUGGGAGCAUCUGAGCAAUGCUUGGGGCAUUUCUGGUACACACAGCAAUUUGGAAAAACUUUGCUUCCUCCAUGCUGUAGCCACAGAAAUUAGAGAAUUUAUUUUUUUUAACAAGAAAAGCCUUUUUCAUUUCAAUGCCUCCAGACUAAACCACUUCAGCCUCCUGCAGGAGAUGCCUGUGGUGGCAUCACCUGGGGUGAUGCUCCAGCCCCACCACCUCCCAGGCCAGGCUGGGUUUCUCCCCCAUCACUGCCCAUGUAAUACAACUAUGCCUUCCUGCUGCUGGCAAUUAGCAGCUGGAACCCGUUUUCUGCAAACCAGAUGCCUGAGAGCCUUCAGCCAGCAAACACUGCUCUGUUGGGGCUCAGGAACAUCCCUAGUGCUCAGCCCAGCUCUCUUGCUACCUCGAGCUCUCUGUCCACUCCCCUGAGCACUAUCCAGAGAGGUCAGGGAAUAUUUGGUUGUGUAGCUGAAGCAUUGAUGCAGAGAGCAGCUGUGGAGGGUAUGGCACUCCUGCACGUAGGAGUCAGGGACUGUCCACCACAUCUGUCCCCAUCAGCAUCUUCCCUGGCCCUGCGCCUGACUGCUCGUGUCUUCCCUGCCCCGGUGCCUCCUUCACCUCCGCUCUGCCCCAGGAUCUCUCUCUUUGCAAGUUUACAGAUUAAAGCUGAGUAUUUUUGAGGCUUUGCAUCUGUCUGAUUGUUUAUUGCGUGAGAAAUCCCUGCCCUGGGUCU